This is a messenger RNA of Penicillium pulvis, 4035 nucleotides long. Its product is annotated as phosphate transporter. Bases 1 to 4035 code for a protein of 1344 amino acids. Gene Ontology annotation, cellular component: nucleus; membrane. Gene Ontology annotation, molecular function: transmembrane transporter activity; zinc ion binding; DNA-binding transcription activator activity, RNA polymerase II-specific. The record is from RefSeq and is a predicted model, not a curated record. Lineage: Eukaryota; Fungi; Ascomycota; Eurotiomycetes; Eurotiales; Aspergillaceae. The transcript has 7 exons. Gene Ontology annotation, biological process: transmembrane transport; regulation of transcription by RNA polymerase II; DNA-templated transcription.
AUGGGGAAGUUUCACGCCCGGUUAUACAAGACCGAUCGUGCGCGGGAUUUCGAUCAUGAACAGGAUCGAUAUGUGCGUAUGCGACAGAUCUAUGACACUAUUGACCGACAAGGCUAUCAAUGGGUUGUGGUUCUCGUUGCCGGUCUCGGCUUCUUCCUUGAUGGUUACACUCUCUUUGCCAGUAAUAUGGCCCUUCCGAUGAUUUCCUACGUUUAUUGGCAAGAUGACACCUCCUCGCUUCGUUUGACUUGCAUCAACAUCGCCACAUUAGCCGGAACCUUGCUCGGCAUGGUGCUAUUUGGAUUUUUGGCAGACAAAAAUGGGCGGAAGAAGAUGUAUGGUGUUGAACUGGUUCUGCUUAUCACUGCCACACUCGGCGUGGUCAUGUCUUCCGAAGGCAAGAAUGGCAGUAUGAGCAUCUUUACCUGGUUGAUCUGGUGGAGAGUCUGUGUCGGCAUUGGUGUUGGAGCAGAUUACCCCCUCAGUGCUGUCAUUACAUCAGAGUUUGCUCCUACAAAGCACCGUGCCCGCAUGAUGGCCACCGUCUUCUUCAUGCAGCCUCUCGGCCAAAUUGCAGGAAAUCUGGUUUCAUUAAUCGUGAUCGCAGUCGGCAGAAACAGUAACAGCGCGGAUCUUACUCGCAGCGUCGACAGCAUGUGGCGCUGGGUUCUGGGCAUUGGUGUCGUACCCGGUGCCAUUGCAAUCCUCUUCCGAUUCGCCAUUCCGGAGAGUCCUCGUUACCUGGUUGAAAUCGACGACGACCCAGUGACCGCGGAAUUUGAUGCAACAACUCUCUUUACGGAACCGUCCAUCAGCUCUGGAUUCGAUGCACAGGGUUUUGGAAACAUAACUUCUAUCAUGGGCAGUUCGAUUCAACUCCCACCCAUGUCUUCCCUGGCUAGCGACUCCAUUCACGAAGACGAAGAAUACAGUUCCUUACCACCGGCAACCCUCAACUCCCACUGGCGGCUUGCCAAAUCUGACAUUAUUCGAUAUUUCUGGACAGAAGGCAACUGGCGCAGUCUGGCUGGUACUACGAUUUCUUGGCUGCUAAUGGACUUCGGUUUCUAUGGCAUUAGUCUUGCCAGUCCACAAUUUUUGGCUAAGACCUGGGGCCAGCUACAUAUCACCACAUCCGAGCCAUACUGGAUGACCGAUUCUCGUGCAGGAGCUAGCGUCUAUGACAUGUUUUUCCAGACCUCCAUUCGUGCUCUGGUGAUUCUGAACAUCGGCAGUUUCGUCGGUGGUCUCCUCCUCAUUAUUUUCGCCCAUCGCAUUGAACGAGUCGCCCUGCAAAAAUACACUUUCCUCUGUCUCUCAGCGCUUUUCAUUGCAUUGGGAAGCAUGUUCGUUUGUCUGAUCAGCAAUCCCGCGGCUUCAGUUGCAUUAUACAUCCUCGGCCAGAUCCUUUUCAACUUCGGUCCCAACGCCACAACUUACAUGAUCCCCGCCGAGAUCUUCCCUACCCGGUAUAGAGCUACAUGCUACGGACUUAGCGCCGGCGCCGGCAAGCUGGGCUCCAUCCUCGUCCAAGUCUUCUCAACCUACUACCGUUUCGGCGGUGGUCUCGGAGACGUCUCAACUCGCCACCACGGCAUUGUUCUUUUUGUUUUUAGUGCUUGUAUGAUCCUCGGUGCUGCUGUGACACACUUCUGGAUUCCGCCUCUCCAACAGAAGAAGGGCAACAACAUUCUUUGGGGCGGAAAGCCUUACACCCUCGAAACGAUGGCCUUGGGUCGCAUGGGACUUGUCGACAUGAGUGGUAAUCUGAGUUCCCAAUCAAGUCCACGAAAACGCCGAAGACCUGCGCUAGCAUGCGAGCAAUGUCGUCGACGCAAGGUACGGUGCGACCGGGAAAUGCCAUGUGGCCCCUGCAUCAAGUCCCACCCCUCGCUGGACUGCGCAUAUGUCGACGAGGGUAAGGCUGCAUUAGACGCUAGGCUAGAGUCGUCUCGACUAAGUGAACAAGAUAUUCUUUCAAAUUCUGAUGAGCAACAUGUCUCCUCCGGCACUGGCCAGAGCUCUGCCGACCGUGCUCGAAUAGCGCAGCUUGAACGCAGUAUUAAAGCUCUGCAGAGUCGUGUGCAGGAUUUGGAGCAAAAUGCGGUCCAAGAUAGCCAAGGCCGUCGCGCGGAUGCAGAUACCCAGCAAUCAAGUGGAACGGUUGAUCACGUCGCUGGCAGGCCUAGUGGAUCGGAGCAGCCUCAAACGUUUAUCUCCCCUCUGGCACCUCGCAUCAAAAAUGACAAUGGAAGAAUAAAGCUGUUUGGUACGACACAUUGGGCUCUUGUGUUUCAACAGUUCCGCAUUCUACGCCAAGUGCGAAGCACAGCUAGCUCUACCAAUGGGGAACACAACUCAAUCAGCAAAUCACUCACAGAUAUUCGCAAACUGCGACAUCGUAUCAAGGGUCGGCAGGCACCGCGGCUGGCAGAUCCCGCACCAGGUCUAUUGAGUGACCUACCCACAAGGGAGAUAUGCAACGAGCUAGUCCAGCACUAUUUACGCACACUUGGAAUGAUUUACCGCGUCCUUCAUGUCCCAACCUUUAACCAAGAAUACGAAAGAUUCUGGGAGGAUCCUCAACUAGCCUCAAGGGGGUUUGUGCUCAAACUUCUGUUGAUACUUGCUAUCGGAUCUAUCUUCCAUUGCAAGCCUGGACCAUUGAAUGAGCUCGGUAUGCCGAUCCAGCGCUGGGUUUAUGCGGCACAGUGGUGGUUAUCUGGUCCAUCUUCCAAGGAGAUUGGAAACCUGGAGGGCUUGCAGGUCUACUGUCUGCUUCUGAUUUGCCGUCAAGCUUAUGCUAUGGAUAAGGAAUGGAAUUGGAUGUCGGCUGGAACUUUAUUACGACAAGCAGUCAGCCAGGGACUACAUCGCGAUCCCUGCAAUUUUCCGACAAUAUCUAUCUUUGAUGGUGAAAUGCGACGUCGGAUAUGGGCGACUAUAUUGGAACUCAAUGUUCAACUGGCCAUUGAUGCAGCAAUGCCACCGCUACUUGCUGAAGCGGACUAUGACACUCGACCGCCAGCUAAUAUCGAUGACGAGGAUAUUGAUCCUGAUACUACAGUCUUACCACCUAUCCAACUCCAAGAUUUCUUUACAGACUCCUCGCUGCAAAUUCUGCUCUUGCGGUCCUUUCCAACCCGCUUGCAAGUCGCAAGGACCAUCAACGAGUGUGGUCGAGAACAACUCUACGAAACUGCGCUGCAGCUAGGCAGUAUACUUACUUCGGCCUGCAAGGAAAUGGCAGUGCUGUUUCGUGCUUAUACCGCGAGUACAAGAAGAUCCAAAUACCGACCCACCCAGUUCCACCACCGAGUGAUGGACACCCUACUCCGACGUUUCUUGCUAAAUCUAUAUCGACCAUUCGCUAUCCAAGCUGCAAAAGACCCUCGUUUCUAUCUCGCCCGAAAACUCAGUCUCGAUUCCGCUCUUGUCAUGGCUUCAUAUGGAGAGGUGCCCGAAGGCAUCCCAGACACUGAUCGGCAACCAUAUCAAGAUUUCCAACGACUUGCAUUCUCAGGAUCGGGAUUGUUCAAAGCACACUUGUCCCUAGACGUAAUGAUCGUCAUCUCAUCGGAGCUAAUCAUACAACUCGAAGAAGAAUUCGGCGCUCACCCAGAAGGGUUCUCCCCUUUCACUCCGACUGCGGUUGACCAGAUCGCAAACGCUGCUCGAAUCCCGCUCAUUCAAGCACUGGAGCGUAUCAAGGGUCACCUUUAUACCAGUCUGGAGGUAGGCAUCCCGAGCAUGAAGCGAUACUGUCUGCUGGUAGGAGUUCUGGCGCAACUUCAAUCCAUGCCCCCUGAUGAGCACAGUAACUGGGGCCAAAUUCAUGAAGCAUUCAUGGCUAGCAUGGAAACUUGUCGUACAUUGCUUGAGCAACAUAUUACCGGAUUUCAAGUCACCGAAGACGAGGCCUUACAAGCCACCAUCGGUGAUUCCAGUAUUUGGACACCUGAGAGUACAUUUGGCUCUAGUCUAGGUUCUGACUUUAUGGUUGGUCUCUACACUCACUUUCAUCUGACAAGUUGA